Messenger RNA from Lichtheimia ornata, 2550 nucleotides. Its product is annotated as ATP-dependent protease La. The transcript is spliced from 9 exons. Bases 1 to 2550 code for a protein of 849 amino acids. NCBI's taxonomy places the organism in Eukaryota, Fungi, Mucoromycota, Mucoromycetes, Mucorales, Lichtheimiaceae. Gene Ontology annotation, biological process: protein processing; protein targeting to peroxisome; protein catabolic process. Gene Ontology annotation, molecular function: serine-type endopeptidase activity; ATP hydrolysis activity; ATP-dependent peptidase activity. The record is from RefSeq and is a predicted model, not a curated record. Gene Ontology annotation, cellular component: peroxisomal matrix.
AUGACGACCCUCCCAUCCAAUCUACCCAUUCUUCCAUUAUUCGACUCUGUACUAUUACCAUCCAUUGUAACAGAUCUCAUGUUAAGUCAAGAGGAUGCUCAUCGUAUCUCAUCCAAUUUGGCUGCUACUGGUAAAGGCUCUUACAUCGUCUGUGUGCCUUUGGAUCCCACAAAGUCAACAACAUCCAACACGACCACCACAAGCACUGGUUCUUCCUUGCAAAUGAUGCCUGCCACAACACUCGAUCUCUCUCAACUCUUUCAUUUUGGAUGCACCGCUGAGAUCCUUGCUGUUGACAACACGCUCCCCCAUACACUAUCCGUACGCGUCAAAGGCAUAUGUCGAUCCCACAUUCAAGAUAUCACUACCAUCGAUGGACAUGCAUUUGAAGCAACGCUAAAGCAUCACCCUUCAUUACAAGAGGAAGAGAAUGAUCAUCCACAAGCCAAGAAUUUACGCAAGCUGUGUCAAGAGUAUCUAUCUCGGAUGCGUGACAUUGGUGUCCCUGAUGCAGUGUUGGGAGAAUUACAGCGCGCCACUACAUAUGGAUCAGUGUCAAGAAUGGUAGAUUGGCUUUUGUGUAUCGCUGGAUCAACCAUGCAAGAGAAGCUACGUGCAUUGGAACAAACAGAUCUGGUAUCCCGCUUGCAAGUGGGUGUGGCAGCAGUCAGCUGCCAGCUGCAGGCCUUGAGAGAACAAGAAUACCAUAUUCAAGAAGAACUUGAUAAGAAAAGACGCGAGUUUUAUUUACGACACCAGUUUAAUACAUUAACAGCACGACCCAUCCGUUACAAUAACAACAACAAAAAGGCGUCUGGGGAUCCAGCAACAGAUAUGGAUGGUGAUGUCUUCUCGGUAGCUAUGCCAUCGGAUGAUGAUGAUGAGGAAUUGGCUGAACUUGUGGAGCAACUCAAUAAUGCCAAUUUGCCACGCGAAGCAAGGACCAGUGUUAGCAGGGAUAUUAAACGCCUCCGUAAACUCACUCCUUCAUCACCUGAAUCGGGCGUUUUGAGAUCAUACCUUGAGGUGGUUGCCACAUUGCCGUGGAAUGAUAUGCACAUGGAAGAGGAGCAAAUUGUCAAUAUCGCAGUGGCACGAGAUCGGCUUGAUGAGGAUCAUUACGGCCUAGAACAUGUCAAGCGUCGCAUCUUGGAAUAUCUUUCUGUCAUCAAGGUCAAACGCGAUCUCAGCCCACCUAUUCUUUGCUUUGUUGGACCGCCUGGUGUGGGCAAGACAACAUUAGCAAAGUCGAUUGCUACAGCCUUGCAACGCAAGUUUCAUCGUAUUUCAUUGGGCAGCAUUCGUGAUGAAGCGGAUAUUCGUGGACAUCGUCGAACCUAUGUGGCGGCCAUGCCUGGAUUACUCAUUAAUGGGAUGCGGAAGUGUGGUGUCAAGAACCCCGUCGUCUUGUUAGAUGAGAUUGACAAAAUGGUUCAAAACUCGGCUCAGGGUGAUCCAGCUGCUGCCAUGCUCGAAGUGCUUGACCCCGCACAAAGUUCAACAUUUAUGGAUCAUUUCAUGAACAUCCCUUUCGAUUUAUCCAAAGUACUCUUUAUUGCCACAGCAAACUCGAUGGAUUCUAUCCCAGGCCCUUUGCUUGAUCGUAUGGAGGUUGUGCAGCUUCAAGGUUACACGUCCAAUGAAAAGAUCCACAUUGCUCGAUCCUACUUGUGGCAAAAGCAAAUCAAGGCACAUGGUCUUGAGAAUGUUGAUCUCUCUAUUGACGACACCGUAUUGCAAUACAUUUGUGAAGGAUUUACACAAGAAAGUGGCGUACGAAAUCUUGAUCGAUGCCUUGCCAGUAUAUGUCGUUUCAAAUGCCAUGAGUACGCCAACAUGCUCGAAUCAAAAGGCGACACGGAAGGAUUCAAAAGUAUCAUUGGAAAGAAAGAUGUGCAGGAUAUUCUUGGACCGGCUUAUUUUGAACGUGAGACGGUGCAUGGUGAGCAUGCUGUUUCUGGUGUUGUCUCAGGCCUUGCCUAUGCACAAAGUGGAGUUGGGGAUGUACUUCGCAUUGAGACCACCAUGAUGCCAGGCAAAGGACGAUUGACUUUGACAGGAUCAUUGGGUGAUGUGAUCAAGGAAUCUGCUUACAUUGCUGCAUCUUGGGUCAAGGCCAAUGCAUAUACUUUAAAAGUGACGGGCUCACCAAAGCAGGAACUUUUGGCUGAUACCGACUUGCACAUUCACAUGCCAAAUGGGGCCGUACCCAAGGAUGGUCCAUCGGCUGGAAUCACCAUGGCAGUUUCCAUUGUUUCAUUACUAUUAAACAAGACUGUAUCCAAGACGACGGCCAUGACGGGUGAAAUUAGCUUACGUGGGCAAGUGCAACCAGUGGGAGGUAUCAAGGAAAAGGUGAUUUCAGCUCAUCGAGCGGGCAUACGCAAGAUCAUUCUUCCAGUCCGAAACCGACGAGAUGUGGAGAAGGAUAUACCAAAAGAAAUCAAGCAUGAUUUGACAUUUGUAUAUGCUCGUACUAUUUGGGAUGCUCUUGAAGCUACUGAAUUACUUGACCCAAUGGAUAUUCGACCUUUUGAAUGUCGUUUGUAA